AUGAAUCAGGAACGUCAGCGUGCUAACAGCAAGCUUGUUCGCGCACAUGAGGCCCCGUUGAAGUCAGUCACACAGAAGGACCUUACUGUUGAGCGUCUCCCAGGAAGCAAGUACCCCAACCCCAGCAGGAAUAACAGGGUCAAUUCUCGUCUCAGCGAUAAAAUCGGACACAUUAUGUAUGACCCGCGCCCCAAUGAAGACCAGUGCGGCGAGUACCCCAUCUCGGGCAGUAAGCUGCUAUGCCAACUGGCCGCUGCCCGGAAGAAUCUGCACUUCAAUCCAUCCGAGACCACGAUUGGCAUUGUCACAUGCGGUGGUAUCUGCCCUGGGCUAAACGAUGUGAUUCGUUCCAUCACACUGACUGGUAUUAUGCAGUACGGCGUCAAGCGCGUGAUUGGUUUUCGAUUUGGUUAUUGGGGUAUGUCGAAGGAAGGCAGCAAGACUGCUAUUGAGCUCUCACGUACUUCCGUGACACAGAUCCACCGCUUUGGCGGCACGAUUUUGGGAAGCUCACGUGGUCCACAGGACACCAAAGAGAUGGUUGAGACGCUUGCGCGUUUGGGCGUAAACAUCCUCUUUACAGUUGGUGGCGAUGGGACUCAACGUGGAUCACUAAAGAUCUACGAGGAGGCGAAGCGCAGCGGACACGAUAUUGCUGUCUUCGGCAUACCCAAGACUAUUGAUAACGACCUCUCCUUUUCUCAUCGUACUUUUGGUUUCCAAACGGCAGUGGAGCAGGCGUGUGUGGCGGUCCGCGCAGCUUAUGCAGAGGCAGUCUCACUUAACUACGGUGUUGGUAUCGUGAAGCUUAUGGGACGUGAGAGCGGGUUUAUUGCCGCAGAGACGGCUUUGGCGAGUGCUCAAGCGAACCUUUGCCUUGUGCCCGAGUCACCGAUGUCCCUGGAUACGGUGCUGAAGUUGAUAGAGCACCGCUUUCUGACUUCUCGAAACUGUGUCAUCAUUGUGGCAGAGGGCUUUGGACAGGACUGGGUACAGGGGACCGGUGGCCACGAUGCCUCUGGCAACAAGAAGCUUAUUGACAUUGGUACCAUCCUGACGAAGGCGGUCGGGAAGUGGCUUAAGGUGAAUGGGGACCGCUACCCCCAGUCAGGCGUGAAGUAUAUCGACCCCUCUUACAUGGUUCGUGCGUGCCCACCAUCGUCUAACGACGCACUGUUCUGCACCAACUUAUCAACACUGGCGGUACACGAGGCCAUGGCCGGUUCCACCGGUUGUAUCAUCUCCAUGUGGUAUAACAAUUACAUCCUUGUCCCUAUCAAGGCAGCCACAUCGGUCCGACGUGUAAUUGACAUCCACAGUCUGCUUUGGCGACAAGUCUGUGCGAUCACUGUUAACCUUGAUGACGACGCGAAGCUCAAUAAGGAACAAGAUUUGCGGCGCGAGCUGGAGGCUCUUACACUGAACCGAGAACGCAUCCUUUCAAAUAUCAAUGCGAAAUUGUAA
Molecule: messenger RNA, 1464 nt
Organism: Phytomonas sp. Hart1
Lineage: Eukaryota; Euglenozoa; Kinetoplastea; Trypanosomatida; Trypanosomatidae
Source: the annotation of a GenBank genome assembly